This is a messenger RNA of Nematostella vectensis (starlet sea anemone), 1469 nucleotides long. RefSeq names its product actin, non-muscle 6.2. The transcript has 3 exons. Bases 74 to 1204 code for a protein of 376 amino acids. Lineage: Eukaryota; Metazoa; Cnidaria; Anthozoa; Actiniaria; Edwardsiidae. The record is from RefSeq and is a predicted model, not a curated record.
ACACUCACAAAAUCGUCGCGUGACAAGCCUAGAUUUGUUGAGCUAGAAGCUCAGAAAACCUCUCUCGCUUAAAAUGGAAGACGACGAAAUAGCCGCUCUGGUUGUUGACAAUGGCUCUGGUAUGUGCAAGGCCGGUUUCGCCGGAGACGAUGCUCCCCGCGCCGUUUUCCCCUCCAUCGUCGGCCGUCCUCGCCACCAAGGCGUUAUGGUCGGUAUGGGUCAGAAAGACUCCUAUGUCGGAGACGAGGCCCAGAGCAAGAGAGGUAUUCUUACUCUGAAAUACCCCAUCGAACACGGAAUUGUCACAAACUGGGACGAUAUGGAGAAGAUCUGGCAUCAUACAUUCUACAACGAGCUUCGUGUUGCCCCCGAAGAGCACCCCGUUCUCCUGACAGAGGCUCCCCUCAACCCAAAAGCCAACAGAGAAAAGAUGACACAGAUCAUGUUCGAGACCUUCAACAGCCCCGCCAUGUACGUCGCUAUCCAGGCCGUACUCUCCCUGUACGCUUCUGGUCGUACCACCGGUAUUGUGAUGGACUCUGGUGAUGGUGUCACCCACACCGUGCCCAUCUACGAAGGUUAUGCUUUGCCCCACGCCAUCAUCCGUCUUGAUUUGGCUGGCCGUGACCUGACAGACUACUUGAUGAAGAUCCUGACCGAGCGUGGCUACUCUUUCACCACCACCGCUGAGCGUGAGAUUGUCCGUGACAUCAAGGAGAAGCUCUGCUAUGUUGCUCUUGACUUUGAGCAGGAAAUGCAAACAGCAGCAUCCAGCUCUAGCCUUGAGAAGAGCUACGAGUUGCCUGAUGGACAGGUCAUCACCAUUGGCAACGAGCGAUUCAGGUGCCCCGAAGCCAUGUUUCAGCCCUCCUUCCUGGGUAUGGAAUCCGCUGGUAUCCAUGAGACCACCUACAACUCCAUCAUGAAGUGCGACGUUGAUAUCCGUAAAGAUUUGUAUGCUAACACUGUCCUGUCUGGAGGCUCAACCAUGUACCCAGGCAUCGCCGACCGCAUGCAAAAAGAAAUUACUUCCCUCGCUCCCCCGACCAUGAAGAUCAAGAUCAUCGCUCCACCAGAGAGGAAAUACUCAGUCUGGAUCGGAGGCUCCAUCCUCGCUUCUCUGUCCACCUUCCAACAGAUGUGGAUCUCUAAGCAGGAAUACGACGAAUCUGGUCCUUCCAUUGUACACAGGAAGUGCUUCUAGAUCAACACAAACAAUUCAUGAGUCUCCACAAUUCACAACUACUGCUACAAUCCAGCAACUUUCGUUAACAGUUAAUUUGAUUAACAUUCAGGUUAGAUUUGCUGAUAAUAACGCGAAAAGAGAAGUCAGGAAGGAUGCAAUAAAACUUACAAUAGACUUCAUGAUCGUUUUUUCUUAUGGGUUGUGUUAAAUGACUUAUUAAGUACUUCCGGUCUCACGUUAAAUUGAUUAUUUGUGUUUAUAAUAAAACACCAGUGAAUCACAA